AUAGUAAAGAAAUUAGAGAAGAUAAAUUUAGACGAGUGAGAGAGAAACCCUAAAGCUUUAUCGCCGCCCUCCUCCUUACAUCUCACUCAAAGCUUCCUUCAUCUUCUUGAUGUCCAGUUUUCAGAUAUACCUGCCAGCUUGAGGUCGUGAAGCAACAAGUAUCAUAAACAUGAGUAAGAAGAGACAACUGGUGUUCCUUGAUGUUUCUAUUGAUGGAGAUCCAGUUGAAAGAAUGGUUUUUGAGCUUUUCACAGAUAUUGCUCCAAAAACCGCAGAAAACUUUCGUGCACUUUGUACAGGAAGAAAUUGUUGCUCUUCAGGGGAGAAAGGAGUCAGCUCUAAGACCGGAAAACCGUUGCAUUAUAAAGGAACAUUUUUCCAUCGCAUUGUCAAGGGAUCUGUGGCUCAGGCUGGCGACUUGCUGAGACAAGAUGGGAACUAUGGGGAAAGUAUCUAUGGAGGAAAGUUUCCAGAUGAGGUGCCGAAGCUAAAACAUGAUGCCCAAGGUCUACUAUCUAUGGCAAUUGCUGAUCGUGAUGCACGUGGUUCUAUAUUUUCUAUCACCUUUCAGGCUGACCAUCAUCUUGACAGGAAAUGCAUUGUCUUUGGGAUACUUAUUGAUGGCCUUGAAGUUCUUAAGAAGAUUGAGAGUGUGGGAAAUGAAGAGGGAAAACCUGAUGUAACUGUGAAGAUAAUCAACUGCGGCGAGUUACCUGAUUAUAAGAGAAAACUAAACAAAUUGAAAAAUGGGAAGCACAAAAAAUCCUCUAAAGAAAGAAGAAAAAAGAGAAGGAGAUACUACACAUCAGAAUCAGAGAGCUCUACAGAUAGUGAUACUGAGUCUUCUGAGUCUGAUAGUGAUUCUGACUUGGAUUUAUCUUCUGAAUCAGAAAUUAGCUCAUCCAGUGAUGAUAGGCGUAGGAAAAGGAAGAGAUCUAAAAGAGACAGGCAUAGACGUGCUAAAAGAAAGGAGAAGCGACGUGAGAAAAGGCGCAAAAGGCGUGAUAAGAAAUCAAAACGCAGAUCAAAAAGGGCAUCAGAUAGUCUUUCAGAAAAUGAGAAUGGACGUGAUAGCAGUUCUGAAGAUGAUGGUGUAAAACGAGGUUCCGAAGGGAAGCACAAAAGUAUGGAAAAGAAAACUGAAGGCGAUCGUUCUCCUUCACUUGAGGAGGGAGAAGCAGUUUCUCUUCAUGACAAGAAAGAGUCAACUGACAUUUUUGAAGGAGAGGAGGCAGACUUGCCCAAGGAAAAUGGAGAGCGUCAAAGCAAUCAUACCGAAGUGGAAGAUAGAUCUGAUAAAUAUGUUGAUAGGCAGCCUGAUGUAGUGGAUGAUCACCCUGGAAAAUCUAGGAGCAGAAGCAUAAGUCCCAAAAGGACAUUGAGUAGGAGUAUGAGCAUUAGUCCUCGGAGGAGUCUGAGCAGAAGUCGAAGUGUUAGCCCAAAACGCAGUGUGAGCAGGAGUCCAAGUGUUAGAUCCAGACACAGUGUAAGCAGAAGUCCAAGUCGCAGUGGAAGUCCUCGUCGCGUCUCGCAGAGGAGGAGCAUCAGCGUGGUUAAAAGCGGUAGCAGUAGUCCAGCACGAAGCAUUAGCAGAAGCCCAGUGAGAGUCAAGAGGGGAGCAAGUGUCAGUGUGAGUCCUCCAGUGAGAGCUCAUUCACGACGAAGGAGCAGCAGGAGUCCCUCAGCGUCUCCCACAAGGCGACUUAGCCCGAGUCCACCCAGAACCUCAUCAAGGAAAUCAUGGAAAUCAAAAAGUCGAAGCCCAGUUAGAUCUUAUAGGAGGAGUCCAAGCAGAAGCCCUGUUAGGCCUUCUCGAAGGAGCCCAAGCAGAAGUCCUAUUAGGUCUUCGCGGAGGAGUAUAAGCAGAAGUUCGGGCAGGGUUCCUACUAGGGUUAGGCCUUCAGGAAGGAGCCCAAGCAGAAGCCCUGUUAGGUCUUCUCGGCGGAGUGCAAGCAGAAGUUCGGGCAGGGUUCCUUCUAGGCGAAGCCCAAGCCGAAGUCCAGGUAGGGUUCCUAGCAGAAACAAUAGACGCAGCUAUUCAAGAAGUCCUGUAAGUGCAGGUCGUAGGGCAAGAUCUCCAGCAAGGAGCUCUUCAAGAAGCGCUUCAGUGGAUGGAUCUCCCAAGCGCAUCAGGAGGGGAAGGGGCUUUAGUGAGCGUUACUCUUAUGUUCGUAGAUACAGGAGUCGAUCUCCUGAUCGGUCCCCUGUUAGGCCAUACCGUUAUGGUGACAGAUAUUCGAGAUACAGAAGGUCACCUCGACGUUACAGGAGUCCACCUAGAGGAAGAACGCCACCCAGAUACAGAGGCAGAAGAAGCCGAAGCCGCAGCCUAUCUCGUAGUCCUGUGCGUCACCGUGCUCGUCGUUAUAGCCGAAGUCCUGUGAAUAGUCGUUCUCCUGUGGACAGAUAUCGCAGGUCGCCAUCUGCUGAUCGGCGUAAAUCACCUUCUCGGAGCAGAAGUAGAUCAGAGUCGAGGUCAUCUCGGGACUCUCAGUCACCAAAGCAAGGCAGCAAAGAUAAGUCGAGAUCAUCCUCGGCGAGUCCUCCUGGGAAGGCAGGCCUGGUUUCCUAUGGAGAUGGAUCACCUGAUUCAGGAUAGGGAGUAGAACCAUGUGUAGUUGCUAGGUAUCAAGACAUAGUUUGGUUUUUCACCAUUCUACAACUAUGGUUUAGUCACAUGGAUAGACUGCCCCUCUGUAUUGGGGUCUGGACAGCAUGUUGGAUAUUUAUUACUUGAGUGUUCCGGUGUGUGCUUCUGAUUUAUGGUUGAAUAAUUUGUUAUGCAUUUCUAUUUAUAAUUGGUUUCACUGGUAGAUAUCGCUAGAAGUGUUUAGGCUGUUUGCGUGCAAGGAAAAGGAUGAUCACGAUUCCUUCCACAGGAAUUUUUGGAUGUUAGCUAUUUAUGAUCUGUUGGUGAAUGAAUAUUUUGGACAAGUCAUUUGGUGA
Molecule: messenger RNA, 2946 nt
Organism: Nicotiana attenuata
Lineage: Eukaryota; Viridiplantae; Streptophyta; Magnoliopsida; Solanales; Solanaceae
Product: peptidyl-prolyl cis-trans isomerase CYP95
Exons: 14
Coding region: 170-2599 (809 amino acids)
Biological process (GO): protein peptidyl-prolyl isomerization
Molecular function (GO): peptidyl-prolyl cis-trans isomerase activity
Source: RefSeq, a predicted model, not a curated record